AUGGCCAAGUUGGCCCAGUUGAACAUUAAAGAGAUAGUGAGGCUUCAUGGAGUGCCUUCAAGCAUAGUUUCUGACAGAGACCCACGGCCAUGUGAUAUUCGCUUAGGGAUUGUAGUGGACCCAGCCAAGGUCGAAGCAGUGGUACAGUGGGAGAGCCCUAAGUCUGCCACGAAGAUUAGGAGUUUUGUGGGGUUGGCGGGUUACUAUAGGAGAUUCAUAGAGGGAUUCUCCAAGAUAGUGGCACCUCUGACACUACUUACUCGGAAGGACCAACCCUUCACCUGGACAGAUAAAUGUGAUGAAAGUUUCCAGGAACUGAAGAGGAGAUUGACCAGUGCACCGAUACUAGUGAUCCCUGACAUAGGGAAGCCUUUUGAGGAAAAGAAGGUGGUGGCCUAUGGUUCAAGUCAACUUAAGGUUCAUGAGAGGAACUAUCCCACUCAUGACCUAGAAUUAGCAGCCACAGUGUUCGCCUUGAAAAUUUGGAGGCAUUACCUUUAUGGUGCUUAG
Molecule: messenger RNA, 510 nt
Organism: Vigna unguiculata (cowpea)
Lineage: Eukaryota; Viridiplantae; Streptophyta; Magnoliopsida; Fabales; Fabaceae
Source: RefSeq, a predicted model, not a curated record